CUAGAACUGGAAGAGAUGGAUGGAGGGAAGGGAAGCAAGGAAGAGAGGCUCCAUUUUGCAGAGUGGGCUCGCUCUGCUGGGACACAUACAGACACACACAUUUUGCAGGGUCUCGGUUCUGCGUUAGGGUUUGCAGCGAAGGCGAUGGCAGCGAUUGCAGCUUCCAUGGGGAACGGCUCGCACGUUAUGGACCCCGCACCGUCAUCGUCGCCUAACGGUGAGGCUGAUGCUGCUGUGCGAGAAAUUUCGCAAAAUGGUGAUGUCUCUGAUGAUCCCGGUGGCGUUGAGGCGAUUGAUGGAGGUGAGCAGGCUGGAGGUGCCGAGGGGAGGAAGGCUAAGGAGGCAGAGAGGAGGAGGCGCAGGCGGACGAAGAAAAAGAAGGGACCUAAGAAGGAAUUGACUCAGACAGCGGAUCAGUCCGAGGACAAUCAGAAUGUUGAUGAGCAGCCUGAAGAGAAGGUGAUGGUUGAAUAUAUAUCAGCAAAGCCCGCCUUUGAGGACGCAGAUGGGAAUAUGGAUCCCGCUAUACAGGAUUUCUUGAGGGUUUUUGAAAAAUUUUCAAUUCCAGAAGAGAUGUUUCAAGAAACAAUUAAGAAUAAUGAGCCAGAGGAAACUCAAAUAGAUGAGCCGAAGAAGAAAAAGAGCGAUUCAGAUGAUUCAGACGACGAAGAUGAUGAUAAAGACAAAGAGAAGAGUUUAUCGAACAAGAAGAAAAAGCUGCAACGAAGGAUGAAGAUCGCUGAGCUGAAGCAGCAAUGUAUGAAACCUGAUGUUGUCGAGGUUUGGGAUGCAACUGCUGCAGAUCCACGUCUUCUUGUUUUUCUGAAAGGUUAUCGUAACACAGUUCCCGUUCCAAGGCAUUGGUGUCAAAAGCGAAAGUUUCUACAGGGGAAGCGUGGUAUAGAGAAACAACCUUUUCAGCUUCCCGAUUUUAUCGCGGCAACUGGGAUCGAGAAAAUACGACAGGCUUACAUUGAGAAGGAAGACAGCAAGAAGCUCAAGCAAAAGCAGAGGGAGAAAAUGCAGCCUAAGAUGGGAAAGAUGGACAUCGAUUAUCAGGUUCUUCAUGAUGCUUUUUUCAAGUAUCAAACCAAGCCGAAGCUCACCCAUCAUGGUGAUCUUUAUCAUGAGGGGAAAGAGUUUGAGGUCAAACUUAAGGAGAUGAAACCUGGCCAACUAUCCCAGGAACUCAAGGAAGCACUUGGCAUGCCAGAUGGUGCGCCUCCUCCUUGGCUUAUCAACAUGCAGAGAUAUGGGCCUCCUCCUUCUUAUCCUCAUCUUAAGAUUCCUGGAUUGAAUGCACCAAUACCAGAGGGGGCCUCUUUUGGCUAUCAUGCUGGAGGCUGGGGCAAACCCCCUGUUGAUGAGUAUGGGCGACCUUUAUAUGGAGAUGUAUUUGGUGUUCAGCAAGCAGAGACUGAGACAUAUGAGGAUGAACCAGUCGACAGGACUAAACACUGGGGUGACCUGGAGGAGGAAGAAGAGGAGGAAGAAGAGGAGGAAGAAGAGGAGGAAGGUGCUGAGCUUGGAGAGGACGAAAUGGCAGAUGGGGUUUCGUCUGUUGAUACUAUCUCAACUACACCAACGGGCGUGGAGACGCCAGAUGUUAUUGACCUUCGGAAGGCACAAAGGAAAGAACCUGAGAAGCAGCUAUAUCAUGUUCUGGAGGAGAAAGAGGAGCGUGCCCAAGGAGGAACUAUUUUGGGAACUAGUCAUACAUACGUACUGCCAUCUGGGGACAAGGCAGCGGCUAAAAAGGGUAUCGAUCUACUUAAGAGUCAACGAACUGAUAAAGUGGACAUCACUCUCCGACCGGAGGAGUUGGAAGGACUUGAUGAUGUGGCCCUUGCAGCCAAGUAUGAAGAGGCUAGUAAUGAAGCCACUUUGGCUCAAGGAAGGGAAGAUUUCAGUGAUUUGGUUGCAGAGGUGGAGAAGAAGCGGAAACGUAAGGCGCAAGAAAAAGAUGGUAAAGCAAAGAAGCAAAAGGAUUUCAAGUUUUAGCCCUGCAAAGAGAUUUUGGUUUUCCUAGUUUUGAACUUGGCGGGCUAUCGUUAGGCUCCAUGAGCACUUUGUACAAUCUGGACUUUUCUCAACACUUCCACGUAUGCUUGAGUUCUCGAGAACCUCAGGGACCCUUUCUGAGACCACAGAAUGAAUUCGAUUGGAACGAGGAUAUAGGGAACACAUAGAGUUGACCAAUCUUAGCCGCAAUUGUAACCUGGCGGCGAAUUUCUUCUCUCUGAAUUACACAACACUUUAUGUGUUGGAAGUUCAAAAAGCGCAUUCCUUUUGAGGAUUAUCAGAUUUUCUACCAAGAUUUCUCGCUUUGAA
Messenger RNA from Physcomitrium patens, 2331 nucleotides. RefSeq lists its product as uncharacterized. The record is from RefSeq and is a predicted model, not a curated record. NCBI's taxonomy places the organism in Eukaryota, Viridiplantae, Streptophyta, Bryopsida, Funariales, Funariaceae. Gene Ontology annotation, cellular component: nucleus.